Molecule: messenger RNA, 1416 nt
Organism: Stereum hirsutum FP-91666 SS1
Lineage: Eukaryota; Fungi; Basidiomycota; Agaricomycetes; Russulales; Stereaceae
Exons: 7
Coding region: 202-1416 (404 amino acids)
Biological process (GO): protein N-linked glycosylation
Molecular function (GO): alpha-1,6-mannosylglycoprotein 6-beta-N-acetylglucosaminyltransferase activity
Source: RefSeq, a predicted model, not a curated record
GCACUCUCCGGUCUCUGGACAUGUUACGAAUUCUGGGACGCUCCCCCGAGUAUCAUCCAACCCGGUCUUCGCAUCCUUCGCACCAGUCCAUACGGCCCCCACCCGUACUUACACAGCGACAACUUCUCAGCAGCGCCGGAUCAUCCUGCAGAUGCAGCGCAGAACCACCAUCGCGGAGCAGGAGCGAACGGGCCUUCACCGAUGAACAUACAUCCUCCGAAGCAUAAGAGACCACAAGUGGCGCUGAGCGAGACCCUCUUCCCUUCUUACAACAAGACGGAUAGCUCGUGGCUCGACUCGAAUAAUGAGAACAUCAAGAAUCUGUUCAGGUGUAUCGAGCUUGGGAAUUGUCCGCCAAAUCAAUAUAAAGUCAUCAUACUUGGAUCACAUUAUUUCCGUUGGGUUUUGAAUGGUUGGACAGCUGGCGAAGUUAUCUGGUCCCGUUCUACAAUUCAAGCCCUCCACAACCUGAACUACACCAUCCUUUACUCCCUGAAUAACGAUCGCGCCGUCCAACUCUACCAAAUGUUCCCCCGUCUCGUCAAAGCCAUACUGCUCACUCCAGAAGACAUCCGUGCUUGUAACGCAGAUAUCGAGAAUUGUAUACAAUCCGACAUGAAUCCAAAUGGAAUCCCGCUAUAUAAGACAUUUACCUGGGAAUUCUGGGACGCGCCAAAUCACCCAUUGGGAGCGAAGUGGACACUCAACCCCGAACCGUAUGCGGUCGAAGAAGCAAAUACCUAUAUCGGAUAUUCCGUCGAGCCCGCUUGUUUCUCGCAUCCCUUCGUCCCGCCAUCGGAACGCAAACAUCAAGCUUAUGCUAUGACCAAACGUCUCCGCUACUUCCUCCCCUCGCCCGAGCAAGCCUGGCCAUCGUCUUUUUACACCACCGCCGCGGCAGAAACAGGCCUCGAUAUCCUCGUGGGAGCAGCGAAUGAUCCGACGAUGGACGUAGGUAUCGAAGUUGAGCUACCGGAGGGAGUACGGAACGUUGGGUUGUUAGAGCAGAAAGAUUUCGUGAGUACGGUUGGGGAGAGUAAGGUGUUGAUCGGGGUGGGUGCGCCUGCGACUUCCCCAACACCCUACGAAGCCCUCUGCCUCGGAACCCCCUUCAUCAACCCCAUCCACUCCUGGGAUCCCUUAGACCCCUCCAACCGCCUCUCCUGGUCCGCGCAACACGAGGUCCUCAAAUUCGAAGACCCGCCAUACGUCUAUAACGUGAAAAAAGGAGACUUGGAAGGGUUCGUGGAUGCGGUGAGGAGGGCGGUGGAGAAUCCGUUGGGGGAUAGGUGGGUGCCGGAGAGGAUGAGGAUGGAGAGUGUGGAGGGACGGUUGGAGGAGUUUGUGGGGAGGGAUUGGGAGGGGGAGUGGAGGAGGUUGAUGCUGGAGAGGGAUGAGGCGAGGGGUGUGUUGUGA